AUGUCUGGCCAUCACGCAGCAGCACAGCAGUCCCAGGAGCCCAAGAGGCAGAGGCGCGCGGUGGCAGAUGUGGAUGGCGGCGGCGGCGGCAGGGCCCGGGGCGCCGCCGCGGGCCUACGCGCCGCGGCCCCCCUGCAGCGCCUGCAGCGCCUGGUGCAGCAGGCGCGGCAUGGCGCCGUGGACAGCAACAUGACGGCCUCGAUGGUGCGACUGGCGAAGGAGGUGGUCAAGGGCGUGGUGAACCACGCGCGGAACAAGCAGCCGGCGCCCGGCGUGGCCGCCAACAUGCUCGAGUCGCUGGGCCGCGCGGCGGCGGCGGCGGCGCCCCUCCGCGUGCCCCGCGGCCAGCUGCUGGUGGAGCGCUCCAAGCUUCUCAACGCCAUGGGGCGUACAGAGGCGGCGCUGGCAGCCACCGAGGAAGCGGUGGAGGUGUUCGGCGCUGAGCUGGCAGCGUGGGCGGCUGGCCCCGAGGCCGGCACGCCCGUCAAUGGGACCGGCAGCGAGGCGCGCCACCAGGCCGCUGCCGCGCUGGGCAGCCUGCUGGACGUGGCGGCGCUGUGGCGCCAGCUGGGGCGCGAGGAGCGCGCCAAUGGCGUGCUGGCAGAGGCGGCGCGCGUGGCGCCGCUCAUCCCCUCCACGCCCAACUACCUGCGCGCCAUGGCACAGCUGUCGCAGCUCACAGAUGAGCAGCUGGAAAGCGCGCUGAGCUGCAUGGCGGCUGUGGAGCGGCAGACAGGGCCAGCAGCGGCGGGCUGCUCCUGGAUGAAGCUGAAGGAAGCUGCGGACAACGAGACGGCGGCGGGCAACGAGAUGGUGGCCGACCUGCAUCGCCUCUAUUAUGCAGCACACAGGGGCCUUCACAGCCGCAAGCGGUAUGCCGAGUCGUGGCGGGCGCUGGCACGGGCUAAGGAGCUGCACUAUUCCAAGCACACCUAUGUGCACCGCGACUUUGAGCAGAUGGUGGACGAUAUGGUGCAGCUGUUCCCCUCGCCACACAAGUUUGUGACGGCGGUAGCGGAGGAGGCGGCGGCCAGCCCACCCCCUGCCCCGCGCAGCGCGAUGCAUGUGCAGAGCCUGAUUGCCAGCAGCAGCGCGCGGCUGCAGCGCCUGGUGGCCCGCCUGUCGCGGUGGCGGCGGCACCCAGACGCAGCGGCGCCCAGCGGCGGCAGCCAGCAAGCCCAGCCAGAGGCGGCGGCUGAGGAUGAGGCGCCGGCUGAGGAUGGCGGAGGCUCCAGUGCCGUUCCGGGUACUGGCGACGGCAGCAGCAGCACAAGUGGCAGCGGCAGCAGCAGCACCGGGCUUGCGACCAGCAGUGCUGGGGCCAGCGGGAGCGGCGAGAUGAUUCCCAUCUUUGUGAUGGGCAUGCCGCGCAGCGGCAGCACCCUGGCAGAGCAAAUCCUGGCCAGCCAUCCUGAUGUCUAUGGUGCUGGGGAGCACAGCAGCCUGCGCACGGUGACGGGCACGCUGCAGGAGCUGAUAGGCGAGUCAGGGGCCGGCAACGGCACCGUGACCCCCACCCAGCUGACCCAGAUGCGCCGCCGCUACCUUGCCGCCAUGCGCUUCAAGAUACCUGUGGAGCACCGUGGCGCCAAGUGGCUGGUGGACAAGGCGCUGAGCAACGCCUGGCUGGUGGGACACAUCGCUCUGAUGAUGCCGCAGGCCUGCCUGGUGCAUGCGGUGCGGCACCCCGCCGAUGCCUCCCUGUCCGCCUUCCAGCAGAGCUUCUUCCCCGAGAAGGUGUCCUGGUCCUUCAACCUUACAAACAUUGCGGCGCACGUCAAGGCGCACCACCGGCUGAUGGCGCACUGGGACCGAGUGCUGCCGGGCAGGGUGCUGCACCUCCACUAUGCUGACAUGGUUCGGGAUCAGGAGGGCACCACGCGGCGGUUGGUGGAGCACUGCGGGCUGCCCUGGGACCCCGCCUUCCUGCGCUUCUACGAGACCGAGCGCUCCGUGCAGACCGCCAGCCAGCUGCAGGUCAAGAAGCCAAUCUACAGCAGCUCGCUGAACAAGUGGCCGGCCUACAAGGAGGGGCUGGCCCCACUGCUGCUGCGGGACACCAUCCUCACUUACGAGCAGAUAGUGGGGCUACCCUCCUCCCAGGACCUGCUUGAUGAGGUGCAGACGCAGCUGACAGCGCUGCAGCAGCAGCAGAAAGAGCAGGAGGAAGAGACGGCAGCGACGGCCAUCCAGCAGCGGCUGCACCAGCCAGGGAGCAAGGGGGAGCAGCAGCAAGUAACGGAUGGUGGCAUUAAGGAGCAGUCAUCGGUGCAAGAAGAGCAGGAUAGUACUGCCACAGCGGUGGCUGAGGCGGAGACUGAGGUAGUGAAAGCAGAAGACGGCGAGGCAGCGACAGCCGCUGGAGCUGAUGCAGAUGAGGCACCAGAGCCCGAGGAACGGGAGGAGCUGUGA
This is a messenger RNA of Chlorella variabilis, 2412 nucleotides long. RefSeq lists its product as hypothetical. Gene Ontology annotation, molecular function: protein-tyrosine sulfotransferase activity. The record is from RefSeq and is a predicted model, not a curated record. The transcript is spliced from 11 exons. Gene Ontology annotation, biological process: peptidyl-tyrosine sulfation. The coding region runs from base 1 to 2412 and encodes 803 amino acids. Lineage: Eukaryota; Viridiplantae; Chlorophyta; Trebouxiophyceae; Chlorellales; Chlorellaceae. Gene Ontology annotation, cellular component: Golgi apparatus.